UAAAGAAUCAGCAGAGCCUCCACGCAAACAGAAAAUAAGUUCAUUGUUAUGACAGUUUGAUGACUGUCUUCACUUUGUUUCACUCUCAACGAGAUUAAAUUAUGAACUUUACUCGAAUUAUUCAACUCCCUUCAUUAUUCGUUGAUUGUAUGUAAAUCCGUAACACUUGUUACGUUUAACGCAUUCGUCGUUUCAAUUUUCUUCGAACAGAUAAAACAUGCUCUUAUUGGAACGUAUCCCAGAUCAAAUUGGAUAUUUGAUUUUAACAGAGGAUGGGGCUGUAUUAACGUCUGGUGGUGAAUUAGAAAAUGAUGAAAAAAUUGCAAACAUUAUUGUGGGUUUAGUCACACUGACUAAUAAAAUCGAUUCUAAAGGAUUUCCCAACAACGAGGCAUUUGAUAAAAUAUCCAUAACAUAUCCUGACCAUUGCUACAUCAUUUGCCUUUCAAAUAAAAAGAUACAUGUAGUAAAGAAGAGAUUGGUUUCUACAACUACCGCAAUUAUGGAACAGCAACCUAUUAUCGAUGUAUUGUAAUAAACGAUGUUACGAUUUGUAUAUGUAUCAAAAUAAUAAUAUAAAUGCAACAUGUACAAAACUCAUUUCUUAAAGGCAGUAAAAUAGUUGAAAUGAAGAACAACGAAGAUUAUACUAUGUUGAAGGAAGAGGAUCCUCUAACACGGAUUAAGUGGAAUGAAAAUGAUUGGUCAAAAUUUGGAAUAUUCAGCUAUUAAAAAAUGUUAUUUUAAAAUUAUUAAAUUGUAUAUUACAUGGAAUGCAUCAUUGUAAGUGGAGAAAACAAAGGAUUAAAGAAGCAACUUAUGUUAAACACAC
Messenger RNA from Colletes gigas, 832 nucleotides. It is a transcript of the gene Lamtor4, whose product is annotated as ragulator complex protein LAMTOR4 homolog. The coding region runs from base 218 to 535 and encodes 105 amino acids. Gene Ontology annotation, molecular function: guanyl-nucleotide exchange factor activity. The record is from RefSeq and is a predicted model, not a curated record. Gene Ontology annotation, cellular component: Ragulator complex; lysosome. The transcript is spliced from 4 exons. NCBI's taxonomy places the organism in Eukaryota, Metazoa, Arthropoda, Insecta, Hymenoptera, Colletidae. Gene Ontology annotation, biological process: cellular response to amino acid stimulus; positive regulation of TOR signaling.